Messenger RNA from Helianthus annuus (common sunflower), 1635 nucleotides. RefSeq names its product transcription factor TCP14-like. The transcript has a single exon. Gene Ontology annotation, cellular component: nucleus. Gene Ontology annotation, molecular function: DNA-binding transcription factor activity; sequence-specific DNA binding. Lineage: Eukaryota; Viridiplantae; Streptophyta; Magnoliopsida; Asterales; Asteraceae. The record is from RefSeq and is a predicted model, not a curated record. Bases 285 to 1442 code for a protein of 385 amino acids.
UUAUCUUUGUUGCUUAAAGUUUGGCCUCCUUCAUUAUCCCAUCUCUCUCUCUCUCUUUCUCUCUCUCUUUUCUUUGAACUUUGAAGCUACAAGUGAUUGGAGUUGAAGAGGGUGAACUAUUUAGUUUAUAUGGUCACUUGAAAGAGAAAGAAACUCCAGACCCACAUCCCCCAAAGAUUAGAUUCAACCCAAUCCAAUCCAAUCCUCCAUACAUAAAACCCUAGAGAGAGAAACUAGAAACUAGAGAGAGAAACCAUACAUAAAACAUUAUCAUAUAUCAUCAUAUGAUCAUGGAUGCUGGUGAUGAUCACUUCCACCACCGUCCCAACUUUCCAUUCCAACUACUAGAGAAAAAAGAUGAUGAAGCUUCUUCCUCCUCCGCCACCACCACAGCCACCGGCUCCGGCUACCCUUCCAACCUCCAAAUCACCACCACCGCAGCCUCUGCCUCCACAUCCACAGCGGAAGCCAACAAAAAACUCGCCCCUAAACGAACCUCCACCAAAGACCGUCACACAAAAGUCGACGGCCGCGGCCGCCGCAUCCGCAUGCCUGCCCUAUGCGCCGCCAGGGUUUUCCAGCUCACCCGCGAGCUCGGUCAUAAAACCGACGGUGAAACCAUCGAGUGGCUCCUUCAACAAGCCGAGCCUGCCGUUAUUGCAGCCACCGGCACCGGUACUAUCCCGGCUAACUUCACUUCACUUAAUAUCUCUCUCCGGAGCUCCGGGUCAAGUAUGUCCAUUCCUUCCCAGCUCCGAUCCAGUUACUUCAACCCGAAUUUCCCACUCCCACAAAACCGGAAUCUUUUCCCCGGAAUCGGGUUAGCCUCAUCGGAAAACAACACGCCAUCAAAUCUCUUAAACUUCGGGUCUACAAGUCUUCAUCAGCUGCUACAAACGAAACAAGAAAAUAGAGACAAUAAUAAUUCAGUUGAAUUAUCCGAAACAACAGGAGAAAACACUACAAGAAAACGUAGGGUUCCGGGGGAGUCGGAACUGCCGUCACAACAGCAACAGAAUUAUCUGCUACAGUCUAGUGCAGGCUCCAUGGCAGCAAAUCACGCAUCGGUUCCACCUAACUUUUGGAUGGUUGCGAAUUCUAGUCAACACCAGGCGGGAAUGAGUGGCGACCCGAUUUGGACUUUUCCGACGGUUAACAACACUGCCGCGUUGUAUCGAGGCACCGUGUCCACCGGUUUGCAUUUUAUGAAUUUUCCUACCCCGGUUGCGCUGUUACCGAGUCAGCAAUUGACAGCUGGACUCGGUGGUAGCAGUGGUAGUGGUAGUAGUGGUUUUACAGAAGGACAGUUGAGUAUGCUAGCUGGUAUGAAUCCGUACCGGCAGGUUUUCGGUCCCGGUGCGUCGGAGCAGCAGGCGAGUGGAUCUCAGUCGCAUCAUGGUGGUGGCGGUGGCGGAGAUGAUUCGACUAGCCAUCACUCGUAAGGGUUUUCGGUUUAAUUUAGUCCAAAAUUUUGGAAAAAUAGUAUAUCAUUUUCUUUUAUAAUUAUGCUGAUUUUUUUUUUUUUUUUUUUGAAAUUGUGUGAUUAUUUAUAAGUUUUGGAGAGACAAUUUUUAACAGGGUGUAUUGUUGGUUUUAAUCAUUACAAGGAAAAAGAGAAGGUCCCAUUUGGUAUUA